AUGGCUGAGGACAACGACAGGUGUGAUGAGCAGACGAUCCAAGAUGGCUGGAUGGCAGGAAUCCUGCACCGGUUCGACACCAUGUGCCGAAAAUUCUGGGAGGGAUGGGAGAAAAGGCGACAGCCACCUGCACCUCCUAGGCCUGAAAUACAGUCUCCAGGCAGAGGUUCGGUUCGGCGCCCCCUUCGUAGGCGGCGAAUCAAGAGGGCCCGAGCGCCCACCCGUGGUCCACGCACCAGAGCGGUACAGCCUUGCCUGGAUACCCGCGCUCAAUUGCAUCAGAGCCUACCACGAAAGUUUGAAGCUCCACAUUGGAGGAAGGAUCCCCCAAGACAUCUGCUCAAACGGCAUGCACAGCCCAAGCAACGGACAACGAGGAUGCAGAGGUCCACCAGGAAGCACCCUCAGAGAGCGGUACUGCCUAAAGACUGGCUGACAACAACAGAGCUCCUGCACUACCACCAGGCACCUGCUGGAUAUGCCCUGAAACAGCUCACUGGGAGGCUUGCACACCACCUGCCACGUGGGGGCAUCAGCUGA
Molecule: messenger RNA, 540 nt
Organism: Pelobates cultripes (western spadefoot toad)
Lineage: Eukaryota; Metazoa; Chordata; Amphibia; Anura; Pelobatidae
Source: the annotation of a GenBank genome assembly